AUGAGUAAAGAAAUAACAAAUCUAGUGAUUGAUACUCAUGAACUAAUUCUUGUUUACAAUACUAAUUUAAAGAAUUGUAUUAAGAAAUUACUUGAACUUGCAGUUCCUUCACCAAGUAAUCUUUUUGAUGAAAUAAAGGAAUUGACAGAAGUUAAUGUGGAAGAAAUGAUAAAAUCAACUAAUGUACGUGAGUUAUGUGAUUUACUGAUUUAUUUACUUGUUCGUUCAUCACCAAUUUUUCCUGAGAUAUAUAAUAAUAAUGCUAUUUUGAUUAUGAAAAAUAAUUUAUUAAUCCAAAAACAUCAGUUACGGGCAUUAUUAUAUUUCAUUCCAAUUGAACAAAAAGGGAAAUAUUAUAUUCAUUGUUUGAAUUCCUUCAUUUAA
Entamoeba dispar SAW760 is the source of this 384-nucleotide messenger RNA. RefSeq lists its product as uncharacterized. The transcript is spliced from 2 exons. The coding region runs from base 1 to 384 and encodes 127 amino acids. NCBI's taxonomy places the organism in Eukaryota, Evosea, Mastigamoebida, Endamoebidae. The record is from RefSeq and is a predicted model, not a curated record.